AUGUGCAACAUUCCCCAUUUUGCAGCAGCGUGGGCUUCACUUUAUUUGGACGGGAUCUGCAGCUUUUAAAGGGGGAACCGGGAUGGAUUUGUACGUCGCUUCUGUUUUAUUUGCAAGUGUCCUCAUCGGGCCGCUCGCCAUCAGGACUUUCUGCCCGUAUCUGUGGAAGGAUGUGCAGUAUUUCGGGGUUUUGCUGCGGAUCUUGGUGAAGUUCGCCUCCAGGCGCAGGAGGAGACCUCUCUUCUCUGUCUUGGACCGUUUCUUGGAGCAGAGCGCGGCGCGCGGGGACAAACCCUUCAUUGUGUUCGGGGAGGACACUUUGUCUUACUCGGUCACGGACGCACGGAGCAACAAAGUGGCCAACGCUCUGCGGGCCCACCCCGGGUUCAAGGCCGGAGACACCGUGGCUCUGUUCAUGGGGAACGAACCCGCCUUCCUGAUCACCUGGCUGGCGUUGGCUAAGCUCGGAUCCCCCGUGGCUCUGCUCAACCACAACAUCCGCACCAAGUCCCUGCUGCACUGCUUCAGCUGCUGCGGGGCCAAGGUGCUGAUAUCUGCCCCGGAGCUGAAGGAGGCGGUGGAGGAUGUGCUGCCCACGUUGAUGGAGCAGGGCGUCACCGUCCUCCUGAUGACCAGACACUGUGACACGCCUGGAAUCGAGAGCUUCUCUGACAAAGUGGAAGAGGCGUCGGACGACCCGCUCCCUCGAUCCCUCCGAUCUCACAUCACCUUCAAGAGUCCUGCAGUCUAUAUCUACACCUCUGGAACCACAGGUCUCCCGAAGGCGGCUGUGGUCAAUCAGAACCGUCUCCUGAUAGCUCUGGCGAUUCUGUCUUCAAACGGCGUAACGUCCAGGGAUGUCAUCUACGUCAACCUGCCUCUGUACCACACAGCUGGCUUUCUAAUCGGCUUCAUUGGCUCCAUUGAGACAGGAUCAACCAUCGUCCUGAAGAGGAAGUUCUCUACCUCUCAGUUUUGGGACGACUGCAGGAAACACGGUGUGACCGUCGUCCAGUACAUCGGAGAGGUGAUGCGUUACCUCUGCAGCACAGCAAAGAAAGACAACGACAAGGACCAUAAAGUCCGACUGGCCAUCGGUAAUGGAAUCAGGGCUGACAUAUGGAGAGAGUUUCUCAGCCGCUUUGGCAACAUCGAGGUCCAGGAGUUUUACGCCUCCACUGAGGGAAAUGUGGGAUUUGUCAACUAUGCGGGGAAAAUUGGAGCCAUCGGACGUGUCAACUACUUCCAUCGGAAGCUGUUUCCCUUCACCAUUAUCAAAUACGACACAGAGCGAGAUGAAAUCGUCCGAGAUGCUAAUGGCCUCUGUGUGGAGUCGCCCAGAGGUGAGACAGGACUGCUGGUGUCGAAGAUCACAGACAUCGCUCCUUUCGUCGGCUACGCUCAGAACAAAGACCAAACGGAGCGGAAGAAGCUUCGGGAUGUUCUGAAGAAGGGAGAUCUGUACUUCAACAGUGGAGACCUCAUGAGAAUCGAUGAGGAGAACUUCAUUUACUUCCAGGAUCGUGUGGGCGACACGUUCAGGUGGAAAGGUGAGAAUGUCGCCACGACCGAGGUGUCAGACAUCUUGACCAUCAGUGACUGUCUCACAGAAGCCAACGUUUAUGGAGUCCAAGUGCCAGGGCAUGAGGGGCGGGUAGGUAUGGCAGCUGCUACUUUGAUGGAAGGCACAGAGUUUGAUGGAAGUAAAAUAUACAACCACGUGGUCAGCUACCUGCCCUCAUACGCCCGACCUCGCUUCAUAAGGAUUCAGAACGCCGUGGAGGUCACAAGCACCUUCAAGCAGCUGAAGGUGCAGUUAGUGGAGGAGAGUUUCGAUCCAGGACGUAUCCGGGACCCUCUUUAUAUCCUCGAUGAUAAAGAGAAGAGCUACGUUCCGCUGACAGAGCAGAUCUACAGCUCCAUCACAUCAGGAGACAUCAAACUAUGAGCAGAUGUGGUCACUAACCGACUUUUCCGACUAAAAAACUCAAUGCCACUCAUUGAGUUUUUUAUAAUGAACUUACAACUCAGGGAACAAACCUCAAACUAUGUGUAUAUGUGAAAAAUAUCAAGAUAUAAAGACCAUGUUUAAAAACAGUACACGAGAACCAGGCGUUGAGGGUGGAUUUGUUAGGGGUCAGUCUCCAGGAGGAGGAGGGAGUUUGAUAUAAUAAUAAUAAAAAUAAUAACAUUAUUUGUAUAGCACUUAUCUAAACAAGGUUACAAAGGGCUUCACAAAAACGUCCAUGGCAAAAUUAAAAUGAAUUUGUAAUAAAUGAUAUUCUGUCACAACUAAAUGGGCCUAGCUGUUUUAAAAAGGUGCUUCCCUUGGUCCAGUUAAAGACCAUUAGACCUUCUCUCACAGAAGAGUACUUGCUUUUGAGGAAAGAUGUGAGUGACAUGUGAUUCCCGGGUGGAGAACCGUUUUCGUAUUUUUAGAACAUCUCUCAGGGGCCAAAGAUUACUGAACAAUAAUCACCUACAAUAAUAACCUGCUUACACACACUAACAUCUGGUGUUUGCCUGUAAUGGGAAUUAAUACAAUCAGAAUUCACUCCCGGAUCGAUUGACUCUGCAGUAAAAGUGGAUUUUUAUCAGCUCUUUUCUUUAUUGUGGCUCCGUUAAUUUCAGCAGAUUUUUGUUUUGUAAUCAGAAAACCAAAAUGAGGAAGUGAGCUGUUUCCAACUGUUUCAACUCUGAACAGCGUUAGAUUCAUCCUCGGUUAUUUUGUUUUUGCAAAUCAUCCCUAUUUCUUUUAUGCUGAAUAGGAUUAACGGCUGUCAUGAUCCUGUUUAUUGUUUCUGAGUUAUUUCUAUGUCUGUUAUGAAUUUGCCAGAGGCCAGAUGUAGUGGACUUAGGUUACAAAGACCAAACAUUUAUGGGGAGAGCGUGGUUUAGGGGAUAGAGCGGGUGUUCUGCAACAAGAGUGUUGCUGGUUCGAAUCCCACUCUUUCCCAUCUGAAAGCCUAAGCAUGCCUAAGUUUCUUUGGCAAGAUACUGAACCCCUAAAUGGCCCCUCAUAAAUGUUGAGUGUACUAAAAAUGUAAGUCGCUUUGGACAAAAGCGUCAGCUAAAUUACAUUUAAUGUAAUGUAAUAUUCCUGUGCCACUAUUUGUACAUAGGAAUUACUCUCAUGAACAUUAGAGUGUUUCCGGUUGUAAAAAAGUUUUCUUGUGUUUAGUAUUCUCAUUUUAUUCAUCAUAUAAACAAUACAGAGACACAAUUUCAGGUUUGACAAUUGUAUAAAAAAAAACACUAGAUGGAGACACAUGCCAUCCGAAACUCUGUCCCUAGGGGAGCUGGAAUAAACAGCUACAAACGUUACACUGGCAAACAUGUGGAACAAAUUAAUGUGGACACUCUAACAUUUAGUUUAACAUCAAACUGAUUGAAUGAUCUUGACAGAUUAGUCUCCACUCCACACAUUUUUUUUAUGUGACAGCUGGGACCUGCUUCCAUUCCUCCUCAAGAUCCCAGUUGCUGAACCCACAGCUGCUUGAUGAGAUCAGGACUGAGUCAGACACGGUUUUCACAGAAGACUGAAAGUAUUUCUUAGUUGGAAGCAUAUUGUCUAAAAGAAAUAUCUCUUUGGUGACAGACUAAGAUUGGAAACUGAGAUGCUCAAACUUUAAGAAAGAGAACCAGACCAAAAGUACACAGAGGAAGUUUGCAUGUGCUAACAUGGAUGGCAGAGCCUUCAAUGAUUAAAACGUCUGGUUGUUCAGAGUUCAUUCAGGGGAACAAAGUCCUCAUAAACUGCCGCAGUUACAGCAGGUGAGGUGCUGUGAGGAUCAGUCCGUUCUAAUAAGUUACAAACAAAUGUCACUUUUUCAUUCAGUAAAUAAUUAUGAAGAAAUCCCAAGAAAUUAUGACGCACAGCAUAACAAGACAAAAACUGGCUCAGCAGUCUGCUCCAGUCUACUCCCCUAUUAUUCAUUGUUGUUAGUGAGUCCUCCUCAAAACCUGUCACUUUUAUAUUGUUUGUGUGCAGAGCUUUUUAUAAACAGUCCUUGGUGCAGAGUGAAGUUAGAAAACGUUGUGUUCAUCCUACCGGGUUUAUCUGCAAUAAAGAGUUCUAUAGUCAACGUUUUUAAUAAAAUAAAACUAUAUUUUAUUUUUUAAA
Messenger RNA from Platichthys flesus (European flounder), 4123 nucleotides. RefSeq names its product long-chain fatty acid transport protein 2-like. The coding region runs from base 83 to 1948 and encodes 621 amino acids. The transcript has 10 exons. NCBI's taxonomy places the organism in Eukaryota, Metazoa, Chordata, Actinopteri, Pleuronectiformes, Pleuronectidae. The record is from RefSeq and is a predicted model, not a curated record. Gene Ontology annotation, molecular function: long-chain fatty acid-CoA ligase activity; long-chain fatty acid transmembrane transporter activity.